CUGACCCGCUUUUGCUCCGGCCAAUAAAAAGGCGAGGCGAAGCGGAGGAGCGGAAGCAGAUGACCUCGCCGCCGCCGCCGCCGUCGUCGUUGCUCCGCCGCCUCCCGACCACGCGCUGCUGCUGCUUUGCCUCCGCGUCGAGCGGCUGGAGCGCGAGUGCGAGCGUGCGGCUCGGAUCCCUCGGCGGGAAGCAGCGGCGGGGGCAUCGCGGCGUGGCGGUGAUGGCGGCGGCGGCGGCAGGGGGAGGAGGCUUCGAGGCGCGCGUGGCGCGGAUCGCGUCCACCAUCCGCGUCAUCCCCGACUUCCCCAAGCCAGGGAUUAUGUUUCAAGAUAUCACAACAAUGCUUCUCAAGCCAGAUGCAUUUCGUGACACGAUCGAGCUCUUCGUUGAGCGAUACAAGGACAAAGGGAUCACUGUAAUUGCUGGUGUUGAAGCUAGAGGAUUCAUUUUUGGUCCGCCCAUUGCUUUAGCACUAGGUGCAAAAUUUGUUCCAUUGAGGAAGCCAAAAAAGUUACCUGGUGAGGUGAUCUCGGAAGAAUAUUCUUUGGAAUAUGGUACAGAUAAAAUAGAAAUGCAUGUAGGAGCUGUGGAGCCAAAUGGCCGGGCCGUUGUUGUUGAUGAUCUAAUCGCUACAGGUGGAACCUUAUCUGCAGCCGUUAAACUUAUUGAGCGUGCUGGAGCAGAGGUUGUUGAGUGCGCAUGUGUCAUUGAACUACCAGAACUGAAGGGUCGGGACAAGCUGGGGAACAAGCCAGUUUUUGUCCUUGUGAAGGCAGACUAAGCGGAAUGAAACAACUAAGGGCCUCUCAAGUUGUCCCUAUUAAUAUCAGUGUCCUUCUCGAAGCAUGUUGGAAGCAACUAAGAUAUCGGUCGUGACAAUAUUAGCUUGUUCUAUCCAGUGCUCUGCAAUAAAAGUCUCAUCUUUAAAUUUGUAGGCACAUGAGUUAUUUGGGAAUUCGGACUUGAAUGAUCCUUGUAAUACAUCAAAACACGGCAUAAUUUUUUUUAAAGGAGUGCCAAUUAUUCAUGGGGAAUGAGAAUCACCUAUUUUGGAGUUUGUUGUUC
Molecule: messenger RNA, 1066 nt
Organism: Oryza sativa Japonica Group (Japanese rice)
Lineage: Eukaryota; Viridiplantae; Streptophyta; Magnoliopsida; Poales; Poaceae
Product: adenine phosphoribosyltransferase 1
Biological process (GO): adenine salvage
Cellular component (GO): cytosol; cytoplasm
Molecular function (GO): adenine phosphoribosyltransferase activity
Source: RefSeq, a predicted model, not a curated record